Penicillium subrubescens is the source of this 180-nucleotide messenger RNA. RefSeq lists its product as uncharacterized. The coding region runs from base 1 to 180 and encodes 59 amino acids. The transcript has 2 exons. The record is from RefSeq and is a predicted model, not a curated record. Lineage: Eukaryota; Fungi; Ascomycota; Eurotiomycetes; Eurotiales; Aspergillaceae.
AUGGAGCAAAUCGAGCAAAUAGCAGCAAUACCAAGGGAGGCAGUGCUGGCGAAGCGAAGCAAGACAAUGUUUCACAACGGUGGACAAGCCUUUUUCGCCGUCUGUUUGAUCGACAGGGUUCGGCCCUUAGAUAAGCGGCCCCCUGAUGCUAGUCCUACAUGCCUAGACCAAAAUGGAUGA